CCUGAGGUGGGCGGAGGGGGGAGGCGGGUGUUAUACCAUCGCUCCGGGGAAGGCUGAGCAUUUGCAAAUUCCGGCUGCGGAGCGCGGGCAGCCGGGGAGCAUCCUCUCGCCGCCGGCCGGCCGGGCGGCAGCCGCAGCGCAGGACGAGGCUUCCCGGUCCCUCGCUCGCCGAACGCUGCCCGCGUUAUCCCCGCCUCCCCCUGCCCGCCUCUGCCGCUAGGUGCUGGCGGCCGCCGUGCCCCGUGCCUCCCGUGCGACCGAGCGGAGAGCGGCAGCCCGCGGAGGUCCGCUGGGAGCAGAGCACUCGGCUAGAGAGCCUGUCCCUCUCCCAGCCGUGCAGGCAUAAGCAGAGCCCUGGGCUGAACAGUCAUGACAGCUGAAAAGACUAUUCCUAUAAUUAAUGGCAAGCCAGAAGAUGUUUUAGACCCAGAAGCCUCAAGUACCAGCCUUGUCCACAGCAACGAUAAGAAAGUUCAUGAAAGAGGCCACUGGAACAAUAAGGUUGAAUUUGUGCUUUCUGUGGCAGGGGAGAUUAUUGGGUUGGGAAAUGUAUGGAGAUUCCCAUAUCUUUGCUACAAGAAUGGAGGAGGUGCUUUCCUCAUCCCGUAUGUGGUUUUCUUUAUUUGCUGUGGAAUACCAGUUUUUUUUUUGGAGACAGCCUUGGGACAGUUUACUAGUGAAGGAGGCAUUACCUGCUGGAGGAAAGUUUGCCCUUUGUUUGAAGGAAUUGGAUAUGCUACCCAAGUUAUAGAGGCACAUCUAAAUGUAUACUACAUCAUCAUUUUAGCAUGGGCUAUAUUCUAUCUGUUUAACUGCUUUACUACAGAGCUUCCUUGGGCUACGUGUGGGCAUGAAUGGAAUACAGAAAACUGUGUGGAAUUUCAAAAACUUAAUAUGAGCAACUGCAGUCAAGUUUCUUUACAAAAUGCCACUUCUCCGGUGAUGGAAUUUUGGGAACGCAGAGUGCUAGCUAUAUCUGAUGGGAUUGAACAUAUUGGGAAUCUUCGUUGGGAACUUGCCCUGUGCCUCCUCGCUGCCUGGACUAUCUGCUAUUUUUGCAUUUGGAAAGGAACAAAGUCAACUGGAAAGGUUGUAUAUGUAACAGCCACGUUUCCCUAUAUCAUGCUGAUGAUUCUUCUGAUUCGAGGAGUAACAUUGCCGGGUGCUUCUGAGGGGAUAAAAUUCUACUUGUACCCUGACCUUUCUCGACUCUCUGACCCACAGGUUUGGGUUGAUGCUGGUACACAGAUAUUUUUCUCUUAUGCAAUCUGCUUGGGGUGCUUGACAGCUCUGGGAAGUUACAACAACUAUAAUAACAACUGCUACAGAGACUGCAUCAUGCUCUGCUGCUUGAACAGUGGCACAAGCUUUGUUGCUGGUUUUGCUAUCUUUUCAGUUCUUGGAUUUAUGGCUUAUGAACAAGGUGUGCCCAUUGCAGAAGUGGCAGAAUCAGGACCAGGACUUGCAUUCAUUGCUUAUCCUAAAGCUGUUACUAUGAUGCCUCUUUCUCCCCUGUGGGCAACUCUGUUCUUCAUGAUGCUCAUAUUCCUUGGAUUAGAUAGUCAGUUCGUGUGUGUUGAAAGUCUCGUGACAGCUGUUGUAGAUAUGUACCCAAAGAUUUUCCGAAGGGGUUACAGAAGAGAACUGUUGAUUCUUGGACUUUCCAUUGUGUCAUAUUUCAUUGGUCUGAUAAUGUUGACUGAGGGUGGGAUGUACGUCUUUCAGUUAUUUGACUCGUAUGCAGCUAGUGGCAUGUGCCUUCUUUUUGUUGCCAUAUUUGAAUGUGUCUGCAUAGGCUGGGUUUAUGGCAGCAAUCGCUUUUAUGACAACAUUGAGGAUAUGAUUGGGUACAAACCACUAACAUUGAUUAAAUGGUGCUGGAUGGUCUUAACUCCAGGUAUUUGUGCAGGAAUCUUCAUUUUCUUCCUGGUGAAAUACAAGCCUCUGAAAUAUAACAAUGUAUAUACAUACCCUGACUGGGGCUAUGGCAUAGGGUGGAUGAUGGCUCUCUCUUCCAUGAUCUGCAUCCCUUUGUGGAUCUGCAUUAAGCUGUGGAAGGCAGAAGGCACUUUCAUAGAGAAAUUCAGGAAGUUGAUUACACCUAGCUCGGAUCUGAAAAUGAGAGGGAAACUUGGAGGAAGAUCCUACAUUGCUGCAAUAAAUGACUGCGACGCCAAACUGAAAGGAGAUGGCACCAUUUCAGCCAUUACAGAAAAGGAGACACAUUUCUGAAAGAACUAUUUUUUUUGUAUAAAAAUAAAUAAAUUCACUUAAUUAUAGAGGCUGGCUUGUUUUGCACAAAAUUUUAUUAACCAGUUAAUUUUAAAGUGAAAAUUGUAUACUUGUUUAAAAGUGAUUUUUAAAAAAUUACUAUAUAAGUAAUGACUAUGUAAAAGAAAAAAAUAGUAUUAUAUGGUAUGUUAGUGAUGACUUCUUUUAAUAUGGUAAUUUCAGUAAAUGUUUUUUAGAAGUUAGAGGGACCUGUAAAAUGUGUGUAAAGCUUUUCUACUUAGAUUUCCAGCAGAUGUGAUGUUGUAUAGAUAUAUGCCUUCUAAUCUCUAAGCAUUUCAGACCAUUUCAGCUUUUAAUGUAUGUAUAUAAAGGGGACCAGAAUGUCCUUUUGUUUAUAUUGGGAGAAACUGUGAGAGGGUGGGCAGAGGACGUGUAACUGCUGUUGCAUUAUUAGUGUCUAAAUGUGGGCUGUAUCCAAAGUGCACCAAAAUCAGUGGGAGCCUUACCACCUGGGGACAGUGGCUUUUGCACCAGUCUGUGAUUUGCCCUUUCCUCUGGGCCAGAUCAGAUGCACGACUGCAUUUUGCACCUAACAGAGCUCUCCAUUCAAGGCACGUUUUGUGAAGCCAACAGGAAGCACCACUCUUCUUGCCUUUCCUUCACCUUGCAAUGGGCCUGAAAAAGUGGUGGAACAGCCCCAUUUCUGAGUCACUGUUUUUCUGGAGAUUGAAUUAAGAAUGUAUAUUUUUAAGAGGUAUACAUUGUGCUUUUCUUGUAAGUUAGUGGUCUCUAAGAUGACUUGUACUGCUUCAGGAGACCUCUACAGCUUUUUUUUUUUCAUUUUCAUUAGUGUCUGGAUAGCCAGUGCUUCAUUUUUGUAGACAUUUCCCAUCCCCUGGAGUGAAAUGUGUUUGUCUAUGUUUGUAUAACAGGAGGAGAUCAAGGUCACUCUAUAUAUAUGGAGAUAUUGUGAGGGAAAAAAAGUACAAGUUUAGAGCUCUGCAUACAUUUGGUCUUUGUCUCUUUAACUAUUUGCCAAUCUGUCUGUCUACAUAUAUUCAUUCCUCUUAAGAGAAAUUAAGGAUCCUGUAAUGUCAUUGUGUAGCAUUAUAUGACUUUUCUUAUCUUCAAAGUACUUUCUAAAUAUUCUCAGGUUUGGCACUGAUUUUACCCUGAAUGGUAUUGAGGUUUGCACUGAAGUCAGAAUAGGAAUUUUUUGGUGGAACACUAGGGUAAUUGGUCCUUAACCUCUAGCAGAGUUCCAAGAGGUAAUUUAUGUAUUGUGCAAAUGAAGGAAUUAAGACAAGGAUGUUGUGACUUCUCUGUUUCACAAAAGGAUCAGGAUAGGUUUUUGAUAUCAGGCCUUUCUAUUCCAUUGGGUAUGAGCAGACUCCCUCUGAAUGAGAAGAGAUUUUGUGAUGUACAUCCAACUGAUGGAAAUUAUUACCAUGAGGUAUGCAAAUGUUAGUUCCAAAUAUCAAAAUCUCUAGACUGUCUCUUGGUCUUUUUUCUUCUGCCAAUAUCCCAAACUAUUGUUUAUUCUGGAAGAUUAAAUUUUUCCUGUCCUGUUUUUCAUUUAAUGGUUGUAUGAUAAACCUGUGAAGGAAUGCUGUACUAUAGUGCACAGUAUUUGAUGGGGAGAGACAAUCAGCCUAAGAAAGCUUAGAAGAGAAGUCAUAAAAUCUGCUGUCCUCUCUGUAAUUCAAAAUCACCAAAUACAGGCAAAUGGAGUUAUUAGAAAAAGAAGUGGCUGCUGGCCUUCCAAGGGGGAAAACAGAUCACUAGAAAUCACUAAGUACCUCCUAAUAUUACAUCGAGCUGUACAUGUGGUCAGCAUUUCAUUGUGAUCUUAUGUUAUCAGACCUCAUAAAAAAGCAUCUUUCAUAGAAUUACUUUGUCUCAAGUCACAUCAAUUUGACCUAUUUCAUUUCACUUCACUUUGUGUUUUGGUGUCUAAAACCUUCUGUCACAAUUCCAUUUCAAAUAUUCCAAGUCCUGCUUGACUUUGCAUGUCUCUAUCACUAGGUGCUUAGGAGAGGACGUUUUGAAGGAGCUUGCCUUUAUAAAGGUGCAAAGCCACCGUGUUGUGAAUGUUGGGCCCCCUCAGAGGGAGUCUUCAGGUGGACAUCCAGAACAGGAGUUGACUAAAGAAAUCACAGCCCCAUUGCCACUUUGGGAAGAGAAAUGCUCCCAGAAUUAAAACUCCAGGCUGUUACAUAGCUUAAAAAAAAAAAAAAAAAAAAAAAAAAAAAAAAAAAAAAAGCAACUGCAAGGUGCAUAUCGACAUUGAAAACAUGCUCAUUCCAAAACCUAGAAAUAAAAAGCUUUGGAAGUCCUAGUAAGUGAUAAAUAUUUCCAACCCAAUGUCCCUUUUUCUCCGCACCCACCAGAAUCUAAGGCCCCAAAACUACAGCGGAAUCUUACGAUGGGUUAUGUUCUCUCUGCAAGGAAAUACCAACCUUUUUUUUUAUCAGUGAAGGAUGUGCAUAUGUAGAUGCCUUAUUAGGUUAUGUUUUAGUCUUGAUUUCAGUGAAGUUAGCUUUUGGAAUCAGGACACCUCAGGAAUGUUUACAGCAAAAUAGCAAAAUGUACCAAUAGGUGGAACACACAGCCUUCAACUGGCCACCCAUUAGACACAAAAUUAAAAUCCCAGACAAGUCAGGAUUGCCCUUUAAAUCAGAACAUUUGAUGCUGUAGCAGAAAAAAAAAAAAAAAA
Messenger RNA from Anas platyrhynchos (mallard), 4948 nucleotides. It is a transcript of the gene SLC6A11, whose product is annotated as solute carrier family 6 member 11. Gene Ontology annotation, biological process: amino acid transport; nitrogen compound transport; neurotransmitter transport. Gene Ontology annotation, molecular function: gamma-aminobutyric acid:sodium:chloride symporter activity. Lineage: Eukaryota; Metazoa; Chordata; Aves; Anseriformes; Anatidae. Gene Ontology annotation, cellular component: cell projection; plasma membrane. The record is from RefSeq and is a predicted model, not a curated record.